Molecule: messenger RNA, 2119 nt
Organism: Alosa sapidissima (American shad)
Lineage: Eukaryota; Metazoa; Chordata; Actinopteri; Clupeiformes; Clupeidae
Product: E3 ubiquitin-protein ligase TRIM39-like
Exons: 11
Coding region: 143-2026 (627 amino acids)
Molecular function (GO): protein binding; zinc ion binding
Source: RefSeq, a predicted model, not a curated record
AUUCCAUGUGUGUUAUGCUGAAAGAGACAGACGGAAAUAAAGAGAGAGAGAGACAGAGAGAGGGAGAAAGAGAGAGAGAGAGAGGGAGAGAGAGGGGUCUGUGUUCGUUUACAGAGUGGAUCUCUGUUUCUUUAAGAGCUGCAUGCUGGGCCAGACUGCUGAACACAAGAGAAGCGCAGCAGAGUGCAGUGACAGCUGUGUGUGUGUGUGUGUGUGGGGGGGGGGGUGUUUUUGUCUGAAGAGGAAGUUCUGUGCUGCUUUGCUCACCGUAGACCACCACCUCUCUCUUAGCGCACAGACACACCUUCCAGAAGAAGACAACCUGGUUGCCAUGGCAUUCUCCGGUGCUGGCGUGAUCCGCGAGGAGCAGCUGCAGUGUCCAAUCUGCCUGCAGCUGCUGGCCGACCCGGUCACCACCUCCUGCGGCCACAACUACUGCCAGGCCUGCCUGGGUCAGUACUGGGACAAGACCGCUCACGGCUGGCGCUGCCCGCUCUGCAAGGAGGCCUUCGCCCAGCGGCCCGCGCUCCGUAUCAACACCACCCUGCGUGACAUGGUGGAGCUGUUCCGUCAGAGCGCCGCCCACACCGACGCCGAGCUUGGCCCCGCCCCUGGUCCAGAGGGCUCCGCGCCCUUCCCUCGUCCACUCGCGCUGCCCGGGGAGGUGGCGUGCGACAUGUGCGGCGGCGGAGGUGGGCAGUGGCGUCUCCGCGCCCUCAAGUCCUGCCUGGACUGCGGCACGUCGUUCUGCGCGCUGCACCUGGAGCUCCACCAGAGGGCGCCGGCGCUGCAGAGGCACGUGCUCAGUGAGCCGCUACAGGACCUGGAGGGGCGCGUGUGCCAGAAGCACCGGCGGCCGCUGGAGCUGUUCUGCAGGGACGACCACACGUGUGUGUGCCAGUUCUGCACCGAGGGAGAACACAAGAACCACAGCACGGUUCCCCUGGAGGAGGAGGGCAAGGACAGGAAGACUAAGCUGGGGAAGACUCAAGCAGAGCUUCUGGAGAUGAUUCUGGAGCGGCUGGAUAAGAUCAGCGAGAUCAAACACUCUGUGGAGCUCAGGAAGAAGAGCACAGAGGAGGAGCUGGCAGCGAGUGAGCAGCUGUGUGCGUCGGUGGUGCGCUGUGUGGAGCGGAGCCGUCGGGAGCUGGAGGAGGACCUGAGGGAGGACCAGGAGGCGGCGGAGAGGGAGGCGGAGGAGAUGGUGGCGCAGCUGCAGCAGGAGAUCACCUCCCUCAAGACCCGCAGCACCGACACCGUCCACCUGCUCCACACCGAGGACAACCUACACCUGCUGCAGGCAGACCCGGCACUGUGCUGCCCUCCAGAGACGCGCAGCUGGGCCGGCGUGAGGGUGAACACACACGUGUGUGUGGAGGCCGCCAUGGUCAAGAUGGAGAAGACGCUCAGGGACCAGCUGCAGAGCAUCCCACAGAGGAAACUCAGAAGGAUCCAGCAAUAUGAAGUGGAUGUGACGCUGGACCCUGUGACAGCGCACCCCAAGCUGCUGCUGUCUGCUGACCGCAAGGAGGUGCGGUGCGGAGACAAGCCCCAGAAGGUCCCCCCGAGCCCCCUGCGCUUCGACAGCUGUGCCUGCGUACUGGCCACACAGCGCUUCGCCUCAGGAAGACACUACUUCCAGGUGCUCGUGGGCGGUAAGACGGGCUGGGGAGUGGGCGUGGCCAGUGAGGCGCUGCAGCGUAAGGGGGAGGUGUGUGUUUCUCCGGAGGAGGGCGUGUGGACACUGGUGCUGAGGGCGGGGCCGGGGGCGGGGCCAGAGUACUGGGCUGCUGACCACACCCCCCAGCGCCUGACCCCGUGCGGAGAGCUGCGGACGCUGGGUGUGUUCCUGGACUACGAUGGCGGCCGAGUCGCCUUCUACGACGUGGAGAACGCCGCGCUGCUCUACGCCUUCACACACCUCACCUUCACCGACAGGCUCCACCCCUUCUUCAGCCCCUACAACAACGAUGGCGGGGGAAACUCCGCCCCUCUUGUCAUCACGCCUGUCAAUCACACGACAUGAGUGCCAAACCUGCUGUUUACAAACAACGUUCUACUUUUACUUUAGCAAUGCCUGAAGUAAUAACAGUGAAUAAAAAUAUAACAAAAAUGUGAA